Molecule: messenger RNA, 2272 nt
Organism: Sapajus apella (tufted capuchin)
Lineage: Eukaryota; Metazoa; Chordata; Mammalia; Primates; Cebidae
Gene: CCDC27
Product: coiled-coil domain containing 27
Source: RefSeq, a predicted model, not a curated record
AUGAAGUGUGGUGUAACAGAUGGGAAGCUCCAUGCGGCAAAGGCCGCGCUGCCUUACUCACCAGCAGACGCCAACCCAACAGGGUGCCAGCAACCAGGGACCACCCAGACUCCGGGGCCCACAGGACCUGGAGCUCUGGAAGCUGAUCCUCCCACUGGACCAGCCAACAGGUCCACGCUCAAGGCUGUCUUCCCCUCGACACCCCCCAGGCUGAAGAGAGGUCCACAGGGACAGCCGGGGCUGCUCUCAUUCAGGUCCUCAUUCAGGCAGCAAAGCUCACUCCGUCUUUGCGUCCCAUGUCUCAUGUUACCUAAGGAUACCGGCAUGUCUGAGAGGCACAGUUCAAUGUCCAGCUCAAUAGCCAGGGGCCUGGCACUCCUCCAGGGUGUGGUGGCCAGCCGGGACGCCCAGCGCCCGGAAUGGAAACCGCACCGAAAGCCACGCGUGCUCAGCAAGUCGGCCCAGACCGUGAGCCGCUGCUACGGGAAGAUGAGCGAGCCCAAGGACACCGCCAGCCUCACAGGCUUCAUGUCUGAAAUGGAGGAACUGCGAAGGCUGUUCCUCACGCGCCCUGACUGCCCCCAGUUCAGCACCAGGGCCACGUCCAUUUCCCAUUGUGGUUCACCCACCAAGGCCAGUUUGUCCGGGGAGCUACACCGCAGCUCGGAGACCUGGAGGGGUGCCCAGGACCUGCUCUUGGCCAGGCGGGACUCGGACACGAACGUGGACGGGCGCCUCCUCCCACACAGUCAGAGCGCCUGCGAGCUCAAUUACUUUUGGAAAAGGAGCGAAUCCCAGACUCUGAGUCCGGUCACCAGCAGCCCAGUCGCAUCCCAGAGCUGCCUGAGAAAGAGGACGCCCUGGUACCUCUUAGCCAUCCACGAGAAGGAUCACUGCCUGUCCAAGCUGGAGAUACAGGUUCAGAAGAAAGACGAGGAGAUCGUGGUGCUCCAGGAGGAGCUGAAGGCCCUGAGGAAGCAGCUGAAAUGCCCCCUCAGAGGCAAAGGCCAAGAGACAUCCAUGUCCCCAGGCCAGAAGGAGCGGUCCUCAGACGCUUCGCUGAAGCUGGGCAAGCUGAGCCUCCCGAAGGCCUUCUCCAGAGGCGAGGAGGAGCUGCAGGGCUGGUGGCAGAUGCAGAAGGCGUCUGCGGUGCCGCCGGAGAGGGGCAAGGAGCCGGAUCUGGGAGGCGGCGAGGACGAGGGCCUGGAAAGGGAGCCCAAGGGGGCGGAGGAUGUGGGCACCGGAGGAGGUGUGGGCCAGAUGGGGGCUGUGCAUGAGGAGGAAAUAGAGGAGGAGGAGGAGGAGGAAAGGGGUGGGGAUAAGGACACAGAGGAAUGGGAGCUGCUGGAGGAAGACGAGGUCCCCGGGAGAAGGGCCGCCUCCCUGGCCGAGUCGUUUGAGGAGGAGCUGCUGGCCCAGCUGGAGGAGUACGAGCAGAUCAUCCUGGACUUCCAGUUCCAGCUGGAAACCACCGGGACCGGAUACCGCCUUGCAACAGGAGUGAUCGCAUCUUUACAACAACAAUUGGAUUUCCAAGAAUCCCAACUGCGAAAAAUCAAGUCGGAAAAUGAGACGCUGCAGAAGGAGCUUCGAGAGCGGAGGCAGCAGCUACAAGCUAUGACCAACAAGUUCUCCAACCUCCGAGAAGAUAAGAAACACCAAGAGAUGAUGGGGCUCAUUGAGAAGGACAACCAGUUCCUCCGACAGCAAGUGUCAAAACUGGAGAGAAAGCUCGCCAAGCGGGACCACAUCAUCUCAGAGUUGGACUCCAAGGUCAGCCAGCUGCAGGAGCAGGCGGAACUGGACCAGAACCACCUACAGAGGUGGAAGCAGCUGCAGGAGGAUCUGCAGAGCAAGAAGGAGACGAUUCAGCAGGCGGAGCAGCAGGCCCGCGUGGCCCUGGAGAGCACCCAGUCCAGGCUUGAGAGGCUACGGAAUAAGAUCAUCCAGGCCACCUUCAGCAUCUCCGGGACCAAGCCCUUGGCCAACGAGAUCUCUGAUAAUGACAUCCUAGAAGCCCUGCAGAGAAUUAUCUCAGAGAGAAGCGACUACUAUAAUCAGCUGAAGCAGAAAGGCGUCAAAGUGCCCCCCCUGCAACAGUCAGAGACCUUCCUGACCAGCAAAUCCAAGAAGGGGACCUCCAAGUAGCCCCAGCCAGGCAUCCAAAAUGCGGUCAGCUCAGCAGAGGCCAGAGUCCAGCUCCAGAACCACCUGCCCCCAACCACGCAUCCUGUUCGCGGACUCAGAAUUAAACCCUGGUGCUGACACUGUC